CCGAACCGAAUCAACUACGCGUCCCGAAAUCUCCGGGUCUUUUCUUCUUCUUCUCCAAGCAAAUCCAAAUCCAAACUUCUUCGAAUUUUCAAAAUCCCAUGGAAUAAACCCGAUUCUUCAAAGCAAUGGAGAUUUAUCUCAUUGUGUUAGUGUUAUGAUCCUGCCCCACACCAAUCUCUAGACCGAUCGCAAUCUUCCGUCUCUCCACAACUCGCGUUUUUCGCCGGCGUUGUCGACUGAGUUUUUGGUUGUCUGCGAAAAUGGUGUUGCCGUUGAUGAAACUGGGCACUCUCGCUCUGAAAACCAUAAGCAAGCCAUUGGCGAGCCAGCUCAAGCACCAAGCCAAGGUUCAUCCCCGGUUCCGGCUGUUCAUCGUCAACGUUGCUCAGAGGAACCAUAGGUUUACGACACAAAUGCAAAGAAGGAUAUAUGGGCAUGCGACGAACGAGGAGAUUCGUCCCUUGAACGAGGAAAAAGCUGUCCAGGCUGCUGCAGACCUCAUUGGAGAGCUCUUUGUCUUUGCGGUUGGUGGAGCUGUUGUCAUCUUUGAGGUGCAACGAAAUGCUCGAUCAGAAGCAAGGAAGGAAGAAGCACGCAAGAAAGAAAUCGAGGAACUGAGGGCAAAAGACGAAGAGCUGGAGAAAGACUUCACAUUUCUAAGGAACAAAAUCGAGGAACUGGAGAAACUUGCUAAAUCACGGGGACUAAGUGGUAUAUUCCACUUGAAACAAUCCAACACAGACGACGGCAAAUCAGCAAAACCGAGUUAGAUCAUCUAUCUGCCAAGACUCUUGAAAACAUCCUCUGAAUUUGGUGGUAAGAACGACAUGGUAACGAUUCUUUAACAGCUCGAGAAAGUUUAGUUCUGUCAUAUGACGAGGAACACCUUGAUCGACAUUGCUAUAACGGAAAUUUAAUAAGCCGAGGGAUCGAAGUUUCGAUGUCUGAUUGUUGCUGCAAGCUCUAGUUUGGUUGGCUGAAGCAUUUUUUGCUUGGAACCAUCACAUGUGUUUAGGGUUUACAGACAAUAAGGCUUAGGAAGUAGAAACCUUAUGAUCAUUUGGUAAUGAGAUUUUGAAUGGUUCAGAAUUCA
This is a messenger RNA of Tarenaya hassleriana, 1093 nucleotides long. Its product is annotated as OPA3-like protein. The transcript is spliced from 4 exons. Gene Ontology annotation, biological process: regulation of lipid metabolic process. Bases 261 to 770 code for a protein of 169 amino acids. The record is from RefSeq and is a predicted model, not a curated record. NCBI's taxonomy places the organism in Eukaryota, Viridiplantae, Streptophyta, Magnoliopsida, Brassicales, Cleomaceae. Gene Ontology annotation, cellular component: mitochondrion.